GUUACAACUAUACACUACAAAAAAAAACAUACCAACCCCAAAGCAUAAACGACAUCGACCAUGUGGAGCAUAAGGCACAAGAAUUGGUUCUUCACGGUGGCCUUUGGUUGUUGGUGCUUCCAUCUCGUCAAGGCACAGCAGAGCAAGCAUAUUGACACACCGGAAGUGCUUCUCUGCGACGAGCUGUGCGAAUUCAGUGCAUGGGCAAUGCAUGCCUACUGCGGAGAGCGCAUGCUCGGUGACCUUCCCCUCCAGUGCCGAGAGGUAAAGACCCUUGAUGUGCGAUUGAACGAUAUCCACAGUCUGAGGAGUGGUCGUUUGUCAGAGUUUGAGAAUCUUAAGUACCUGUUCUUGGUCGGGAACAACAUGUCAGAAGUUCAGGAUGGUGCCUUUGAAGGGUGUGAAGGGAUCGAGUUUCUGUCCUGGGGAGGAAAUAAUUUUACAAGGCUUACUCGAAGCAAGUUUGUUGGGUUGGCAAAUUUGAAACACAUGCUGAUGGAAAAUUCCAACAUCAGAGAAAUCGAGACGGAAGCUUUCAUAGAAACGCCACUCCUGAAGACGUUAGAUCUGUCUGGAAAUACAUUGAUCUCACCGCCCUGCGAUGUACUUCAUCCGCAGAAUGUGCUCACUGACUUGUCCCUAUCUGAUAACUUUAUCUCGAUCCUACCUGAACGGUGUUUCUCGAGGUUUCAGCAUCUGAAACGUCUGAAAUUUAGCAAUAAUCCAAUACGUCUCAUCACGAACCUGUCUGCGUUCGAAGGUCUACAUUCUUUGGAAAAGUUGGAGAUGGACAACACGUCGCUGACUUCGCUACCAGUCGGAUCUUUCCGCCAUAUCCAUACUGUGACUGAAUUUGUACUCUCAAGAAACCUGAUCGAAUUCCUGAAGGAGCGAGACUUUGCCACAUUGCCAGAAGUGGAGGUUCUGCGUCUUGACCACAACCAUAUCCACGCGAUCCACUCGCAAACCUUCGUCGAUCUUCAGAGAUUACGGCUCCUCGUCAUAUCCAACAAUAAAAUCAUGUCGAUUGGACUCCACACUUUUAUUCCUGUAGAGACUACUCUAGAAGAACUUUAUCUGGAUGGUAACAAGCUGCGAUCCAUCCAGAACAUCAGUGACAGCAGCAUCCGUUCCUUGAAAAAGCUAUCACUGGCGAGGAACCCUCUGGAAUGCAAUUGCCAUCUUUCCACGUUCUGCCAUUCUACUUCCGGGAUGAUACAAGGUGGCGCCAACGUCACUUGCAGAAUGUCUAAUGGAGUCGAGGUAAACAUCUUUGAAACAAACUUUACAGCCACCCCAUGUCCUAAGGCAAAACCAGGACAUGUCAAUCCUCUGGAAAGGAUAGGGGUCACCAACAAACCUAUAGUGCCCUUUUAUGGUGAAACAACGGAACAACUGGAAACCAACGAAUUGUCGACAUCACGACAGAAUAUUUUUUACGUCCUUAUUUUUCUCAUGGUCUUGACUGUAAUGUUAGGGUGUGCCCUCCUCGUAUGGUGGAUCUUACGGGUGAAAAUGAGGAAGAACAGAAAAUAUAGCAAGCCGGUUGAAGACAACUAUAAUGUAAAGGACACAUCUGACAAUUACGAUGUCAUUUAAAUGUCCCUUGCUGGGAAACUUCAAAAUGAGCUACAAGCCUUGCUUCUCAGUGGAUCACUCCAUUUCGAGUUUUUCCUUUUAAAAAACAUACGUAAUUUUACAGAUAAUGUACAGAAUUUUCGUUUUGUAAUUCUUGUAAUGCAUUACAAAAUGCCCGCGUCACACUGUCCCGAAGUUGACACCAGAUGGACACACGAAUAUGGAAUUUUGAAUUUCGCACGAAGAUGGCCCCGAACUUGGUCAACAGCCAAUCAACAGUCGAAGCAAGUUAGAUGCCUAAAGAAGGUUACUCAGUGCACCCGAACCACACACGAAUGCAACACGAAGAUGUGAAUUUGUAUUAAUUAUUUUACCCGCAGGCCACACGGAGGCCACACGAUGGAUACACGACGUCGAAUUGAGAGUACGAUGCUUUCGAACUAGGUCACGAAGGCGUCACAUAAACUCCCGAUGGUAUAAAACCUUCAACCGACGUUGGGAAAUUCAAUUGCUGAUCGGAGAUUAAUGAUGCUCUGAGCAGGCCUGGGCGUCGGAACGACUUUCAAAGUGGGGCGGGACCAACAAAAAAGGGGCACUUUCUGGAGAAAAAAAUGGAACCUACAAAGGGAACUCUCAAAGC
Strongylocentrotus purpuratus (purple sea urchin) is the source of this 2218-nucleotide messenger RNA. RefSeq names its product chondroadherin-like. The transcript has a single exon. NCBI's taxonomy places the organism in Eukaryota, Metazoa, Echinodermata, Echinoidea, Camarodonta, Strongylocentrotidae. Gene Ontology annotation, cellular component: extracellular matrix. The record is from RefSeq and is a predicted model, not a curated record. Bases 61 to 1599 code for a protein of 512 amino acids. Gene Ontology annotation, molecular function: protein binding.